Messenger RNA from Aspergillus brunneoviolaceus CBS 621.78, 906 nucleotides. Its product is annotated as MOSC domain-containing protein. The transcript has a single exon. The coding region runs from base 1 to 906 and encodes 301 amino acids. Lineage: Eukaryota; Fungi; Ascomycota; Eurotiomycetes; Eurotiales; Aspergillaceae. The record is from RefSeq and is a predicted model, not a curated record. Gene Ontology annotation, molecular function: catalytic activity; molybdenum ion binding; pyridoxal phosphate binding.
AUGUCUGAUUUCUUAAAUGAAACCACUUCUGUGACUCCACUGCCUACAGACGAUAUUGUGUCAUGUGUGCGGAUUGGCAAAGUCAAACAACUGGGACCAGGGUCUGUGACUUCAGCCAUCGAGAAGUCACCAUGUGCGGGCAGGGUGUAUGUCACCGAUCAGGGUAUAACUGGCGAUGAACAGGCGUACGAACACCAUGGUGGGGUCGACAAAGCCUUGCAUCAAUACUGCUCUCGUCACUACGAGGCCUGGAAGCGAGAGGUUCCCGAGCGAGCACACUUGUUCAACAUGGGCGGAUACGGAGAGAAUAUUUCAGCACACACCUUCGAUGAAACCAAUACCUGCAUCGGCGAUAUCCUUGAGAUCGGCUCUGAUGGCGUUCUAGUCCAAGUCAGUGAGCCCCGACAGCCAUGUUUCAAGCUAAAUCGCCGCUUUGAGUUCGCGCAAGCUUCAAUCCGAACGCAAACAACCGGACGGACCGGGUGGUAUCUGCGCGUCUUGAAACCGGGUUUCAUACAGGCUGGUGAUCGUAUUCGAUUGGUACGUCGAAUUAACCCCAGAUGGUCGAUUAGCGAAGUGGGGAAAAUCCUCUGGGAGGAUCGAAAGAAUAUCGAGUCAUUGAAGGAACUCAGUGACCUGCCUGGGCUUGGCAGAGAGAUUGCACAGGUAUUUCGCCGGCGCCUUGCCACUCGAGAGGAUGAGGAUAUGCUGUUUCGUCUAAACGGCGAGGCGUCAAUGUGGGAGGAGCCAAGGAGUUGUGGAGCAGCCAGGACAGUGAACUUGGUCAUUCUUGUCAAAGUGUUUCUAUUCGUCGGGAUUGUGUUUGGCUUAUGGAUUGUACUGAGGCGGGUUGUGGUCCAUCUAGAGGUCAAGGAUCAUCAGGACAGUGUGAAUAGUGGACUGUGA